Neofelis nebulosa (Clouded leopard) is the source of this 4445-nucleotide messenger RNA. Its product is annotated as adhesion G protein-coupled receptor E2-like. Gene Ontology annotation, biological process: cell surface receptor signaling pathway; adenylate cyclase-activating G protein-coupled receptor signaling pathway. Lineage: Eukaryota; Metazoa; Chordata; Mammalia; Carnivora; Felidae. The record is from RefSeq and is a predicted model, not a curated record. Gene Ontology annotation, cellular component: membrane. Gene Ontology annotation, molecular function: calcium ion binding; G protein-coupled receptor activity.
UGCUGCUGCUGCUGUUAAUAUUCAGAGCUGCUUCCCAGAACACUAGAGACAUCAACAUAUGUGAGCGACCCUGGAGGACGCCCUGUAUACCAUACGUUGACUGCCAGGGCGUGGAUGGGAGAUACUGCGUGUGUGGCCCAGGGCAGGAGCUGAUUCCCGAGAUGACAUUCAGGAAUGAGAGUGAAAACAUGUGUCAAGGGCUCUUGGUGCUGCUGCUGUUGACAUUGGGGCCUGUACAGAAACUGAGUGCUUCUGCCCCCACAGACUGUGCUCAGUGGUGCCCUCCAGAGUCCUCAUGUGUCAACGCCACGGCCUGUCGCUGCUCUCCAGGGUUCACUUCUUUAUCCGGGGACAUCUUCACCAACCGCUUGGAGAAUUGUGAUGACAUCAACGAGUGUGGACCACCCCCCAGAGUGUCCUGUGGAAAAUUCGCACACUGCCUUAACACAGAGGGGAGCUACCACUGCACGUGCAGCCCAGGAUACGAGCUUGCUUCUGGGGCAAAAACAUUCAGGAAUGAAAGUGAGAACACAUGUCAAGUAAUUUCAGUUCACAUUCCUGAGAGCAAACCAGAUGACCAGAAGCCAGAAGAAUGCUGUGUGGAGUCUAAGCAGAAUUACACAGAUCCACCCCCAUACACACAUAGAAAAUUACAUGAUCAGAAGGGGCUCCCGUCGAGACAAGAUAGCAACAGACGGCAUCACUGGGGACCAGCAGGCAACUUUUUCCCCAGCUGGACCCCACCCCGUGGAAUCAAGAGCCGGAGACUCUCCCGCUUCUUUGAAAAAGUCGAAGAUCUGGCCAGAAAGUUCAUACCGGCCUUUGCCCAGGACAGCAUCCAGGGCCUCAUAGAGGGGGUGGAUGAGUUGUUGCAGACCCCGGAAGACCUGGAGGCGCUGCCCCGCUCAGAGCAGCACCGUGUGGCCACGAACCUGCUCGCUGGCCUGGAGGACGUCCUGAGAAACAUAAGCCAGGCCCUGCCCAAUGGGACAUUGACCUUCAAUGCAUCUGCAGGCACAGACCUGUCCCUGAAGGUGCAAGAACAAGGAGACAGAAAUGUCACCUUGAGUCUGAACCAGGCAAAGAUGCUGCUGAGCUUGGAUGAGGUGCAUGAAUCUAGUGACUCAGGUCCUUCUGUGGUGGGCCUCGUCUCCACUCCAGGGAUGGGCAAGUUACUGGCCAAGGCGCCCCUGGUCCUGGACCCUAAGCAGCAGACAGUUCUGCGUGAACGCAAGGAAUGGCUGGGAGAGGUCUCCCCUGUCCUGCUCUCAGAUGUCGUCUCUGCCUUUGUGAGCAACAAGGACACCCAGAACCUCAGCUCCCCCGUCACCUUCAUCAUCUCCCACCGCUCGGUGACGCCCGGGCCAACGCAGAAGGUGUUCUGUGUCUUCUGGGAGCACAGUCAGGAUGGAGGCGGUCAUUGGUCCACCACGGGCUGCGAGAUGGUGGUCACCGGAGACGCCAGCACCACCUGCCAGUGCUCCCACCUCAGCAGCUUUGCCGUCCUCAUGGCCCACAGCCACGUGCAGGAGGAGGAUCCCGUGCUGGUUGUCAUCACCUACGUGGGGCUGGGCCUCUCUCUGCUGUGCCUCCUCCUGGCAGCCCUCACCUUCCUCCUGUGCAAAGCCAUCCAGAACACCAGCACCUCACUCCACCUGCAGCUCUCGAUCUGCCUCUUCCUGGCCCACCUGCUCUUCCUCACGGCCAUCGACCAGACCAAGAUCAAGCUGCUGUGCGCCAUCAUCGCGGGGGCCUUACACUAUCUCUACCUGGCCUCCUUCACCUGGAUGCUGUUGGAGGGUCUACACCUCUUCCUUACGGCACGCAACCUGACGGUGGUCAACUACUCCAGCGUGAGCAGGUUCAUGAAGAGACUCAUGCUCCCUGUGGGCUAUGGAGUCCCGGCUCUAAUCGUGGCCAUUUCUGCUGCAUCCAGACCUUCCCUUUAUGGAACACCCACCAGAUGCUGGCUCCACACAGACAAAGGAUUUGUAUGGACCUUCCUGGGCCCCGUCUGCACCGUCUUCUCCAUUAAUCUGGCCUUCUUUCUGAUGACCUUCUGGAUAGUGAAAAACAAGCUCUCCUCCCUCAACAGAGAUGUGUCCACCCUCCAGAACACCAGGAUGCUGACAUUCAAAGCGACGGCUCAGCUCCUCAUCCUGGGCUGCACGUGGUGUCUGGGCGUCCUGCAGGUGGGGCCAGCUGCCCGCGUCAUGGCUUACCUCUUCACCAUCAUCAACAGCUUGCAGGGAGCGUUCAUCUUCCUGGUGUACUGCCUCCUCAGCCAGCAGGUCCGGGAGCAGUACGGGAAAUGGUUCAGAGGGGUCAGGAAAGCCAAAGCCGAGCAUGAGAAUUACACGCUGUCAAGCGGGACCGUGUCUGAUGCCUCCAAGCACAGUGCGGUAAGAUAUGCAGUGUUCCCAGAGCACUUCCCUAGCCGAUCCACUUGGGCGUCUCAUGCCUGCCUCACUGGACAACCUGGGCAGAUAGCAGGGGAUGCCCUAGGAAGGCUCAUGCCUGGACUCCCUUCAAGGCACUUCCCUGUCUUGAAACGAGCUCUUCACUAUACUUUCACUCGCUGAGCUUCUGUGCCCUCUUGCACAUGACUGUCCUCUUUGCAUGAUAUGGUGCAACCACUUUUUAACUAUACUUAAAAUCAACAAGAUAGAAAACACUCAGAAGCAGAGAAAGAUGCUGUGGUCAGCUAAGUAAUUGGGAAGUAAUAAUCUGGAGCAGAGAUGCCCCAGCUGUACAGGGUCACUGCAUAUCCUGUAUCCCAAAUCAUUCCAUGCUGUCCCUGUAUAUAAUGAACAAUAAACACCUGUUGUGUAUAUAGUCAUAAAAGUGAAAUAAGGAUUAAGUUGCAUUGAAACCUCCCAUAAAAGUCUGCAAUCAUUCCUAGUAUUUCCAAAGAUACAGACACUGUAAAACCUCAUUAGAGAAUCACAGAGGGCAAGGGGAGAGAUUCUGGCAAUGUGAAUUGUCCCAAGCAUUUGUACGUUCGGGUCCACAAAACUUUUUCUCUUCUUAGACUUCUUUUGACAAUAUUUUAUAGUUUUCUAUACACAAACCUUGCACUUUCUAACACAGAAUCGUUUUUACACCUUCUUUUUUAGGAGAAUUAUAAUGAAGAGCUAACCCUGGUGAACUUGUCUCUUAGAAAGUGAAGAAAACACUGAACUGUCCUCUUUGGGGCAAAGAGUAUUAAAAAUAACUCUCCUUGGCACCACUGUGGGAGAAAAGUAUGCGGGAAACGUUUGUCAUUCAGCUGCUGGCAAAUUUGGGUUUUCUGGUACAUACAAGCAUUCUCAUCAUCUCUUUCCCAGUAUAAUCAGGAGCUCUAACCCAAUACCCCAGUAGAAACCUCUUUUUCCAAAAAGAUUCUUCCUCAGGUUGAUGAUACAUAACAAGGAAAACCAGCCUCAAAGGACUUCCCUAAAAUAACACAGGAGAGGAAAGUAAUAUUCAAAUACCUGCCUGUAGAGUAAACAACUAAUGCCAGUUGCCCAAGACUUUCCUGAUUUUAGAGCUGACAGUAUUUCUCCCCAGGAAACAUUUUGGUUACAGGCAAAGUAGACCAGUUGGUCUCCAUUCAUACAUACAUGCCUCAACUUACUCACUCUCCAUUCCUGAAGCCCUACUGAUUAAUUCCUUCCAAAAAUGUGCGCUGGAUCAAGGAGAUCCAGUUCCCGAGUUCACAGAGUUUAAAUGUGGGGAAAAAAAAGUUUCAUCCAAUGGAGUAAAAUCAGAACUAUGAGACUCAAGUCUCUGCAUCUUUACAUUUUAUAAGUUGAGCUGUGGGGAAAGGUGUAUAUUGCUACAGCACAUUUAUACGUAACAUAAUAUUUCAUCCUUACCACGCAUCUAGGCAAGAUCUAAACCCAGAGUUGUUCCCCCUCCAAGACAUUCCCUGGAGGCUCCCACUGACCAAUUUUAUAACAAUUUGAACAUAAAUGACCGUACAUGAGUAUAAUAUUUUAGAUAAACAUAUUCAUGAGUCCAUAGUGAUACUUAGAGGCUCAGUUAAUAGAUGCAGAAAAUACGACAGAAUUAGAAGAGCAUGAUUCUUUCAAUAUCCCAUAAAUAGUCACUAAAAGCAUUGAGUGAAAGGGUGUUGGAGAACAGGCUGGGACCAGAGCACCAAAGAAUCACCUCUUGGAUCACCGAUUAAUUACAAGGGCCAAAGUGCACAUUUGCAACAUGGAGAUCUGACAGCCACCAUCUGAAUUAAUGCCCAUACUUAAUAUCAUCGAUGGUGGGCAAACUGACAUUAGGAAUAUCAGGAGAUACGUACAUCCCAUUGUUGAAGUUACAACAUCCCAUUUUUAGUACAUAAAAAAUUGAAAUCUAACCCAGUCUUUAGAGAGAGGGUAACCAAACUAUAGCAUGCAGGCCAAAUCCAGGGAACUGCCUGUUUUUGUUAAUAAAGUUUUAUUGGAACAUUG